AAACCGCCAGGCGCCUCUGUGCGACAGGGCAGGCCCGCCGGGCCCCCGCAGCCAGGGCCGCUUUAGUCACACUGCUCUGGCCUGGCGGCUGGCCUCGCCUGAGCGCUGCAAGAGCUUUCUCUUGGGCCCAGAAGACCUUCCUUCUCCCUCUUUGGCAGAGCAGAGGUAGUUGCCCUGAACUUUGCCAAAGGGAACCGGUUAAAUCUAGCGGAGUCCGUCAAAAACAUCCCAACAAACAAUAGACGUCCGCGGAGCAGAGAGGUCUCUUAAUGGCGUGUGUAGGCACCAUAGGGAUCGGGAUCCCGGUUAAGAAAUACUAAGUUGACAUAAAUUCUGGUUACCGAAACGGUGUUUGCUUUUACUUUCGUAAGUUGCCAAACUUUCCUUUUCAUUUGAGCCGAAAGAAAAGCACUUUUCUUCCCGCGUUACAUAAGGGAGAGUUAAAGGAACAGUGUCCCAGUGAUUAAAAUAAAUGGUGCUUUCCCAUCUCCUGUCCCAGUGGGUGUCAGAUGGGUGUGUGUGUGUGUGUGUGUGUGUGUGUGUGUGUGUGUGUGUGUGUGAAUUUAAUUCUCCACAGGAGUAUUGGCCAGUCUGUCCUUUCCACCGAUCAAUUUUUCUUGGUUUGACUGAAAGGUCGGACUGCUUAAACUUGAGGCCGCUGGCAAAGUGCAAGGCGGGCGCGGGAUUUUGGGAGGCAGUCCCCUGCCGCCCUGCUAUCUUCUGGAUAGGGCAAUUUCCAAGAACCCCGAAUUAUCCAGUCCCUGGGAAAACAGACCAGACCAGAUCCCCUUAAAGGAUGGAUUGUGCAGGAGCAAAGCGGCUAGCGCGAUUUCCCGAACUUUUCUUGUAGUUUAGAAAGAAAGCCUAUUUCUUAGUGGUCGGCCGGCCAGCUGCCUUUCGGGUGCUUCCCAACCAGGAAGAUCAACCCCCCAUUUUGUUCAGACAGCCAGUAUGCCCCGGGAGCGAUGAGAGAUUUACAAGGUGCCCUUUCGAAAACAAUUCCCAACAGAGACGAGGCCGAAAUUUCUCCUUUACUAUUACAACUAAAAUAAUUUUAAAAGGCGAAACGUACAUUUUACAAUGGCGAGGUUCAAACGAAUUCGGGCCACAGAAGUCUCUGAGGCGCGGCCUCGGUCACUAAAUUAAUUAGUCAAAGAAACAAGCUUUUAGUAACUUUUUUAGGGUUCCGACUUCGUUUUUGUUAACCUGGUAACUGGAUCCUUUUUAAAAUGGAAGACGAAAGGUGAUUUAUUUAUUAUUUUUACGAAUAUUUUUAACUGAAAAUUUGAAUACAGAUGUGAGCCAUUUGGGAAUCCUGCCUCUGUGCUUGUGGGGGAGGGGGUCUGCUGCCAUUGUGGUGAGGUAUGGAAGGUCGGUAGGAGGUUUGUGUUGUUGUUUAAUUUUGUUUUCUCUUUAAACUAAAGGGAAAAUAAAAUUCCUCCCCUAAGAUGUUUGUGUUACCUCCAGGUCUCCUACCGGGUUCUUGGAAAGUAAAGCUAAAUCCAAACCCUCAGAAGAGGCCUAGCUUUCUAACCUUUAGGAUCCGGUAUUUGGAACCCAAAAGAUAAAAUUGUGAGUGAACGUCUGUCUGGGCAAUUUAUGGUAAUAAUGAGGCCUAAUGAGGCUGUUAGAAAGAUAAAAUGUUAUUUACCAAAAAACCUGAUGGGAUAAUUUGACUUGCUGUGUUUUACUACUGAUGAUAAAAAGAAUAUUGAUUGCAAAUAAAUCAUGGCCUCUAAAUGCCUGCAAACAGUUUCUGUUUGCUCGGCUGCAGAUCAAAGUCAAACUUAAGAGAUAAAGUAACCAAGAAGAGGCCCAGGAAACUGAACCGGUUCCCCUGAGCUGCAGCCUGUGGCUCCAGGGCCUGAUGUUAAUAUUUUACCGGAUAAGCUCUCCUUUUGUAUUUUUUUAAAAUGUGUUUUGUCAUUGUUACUGAGGAUGGCCAGGAUUAAAUUUUCAAUUACCUGUCACCACUACAGACCUCGAAGCGUGAGUGAACCAUUAUAUGCAGAUUACUUUGGGAGGCAAAAGGAGGGCUCUGCUUUCAUUUUAAAUUGGUGGUGAAUUUAGACUGAAGAGUGCCUUGGAUGGUUUAUUUUGAUUGAGUCCUUCAGGGUGGAAGGGAGGGAGGGGCCUUGAAUUCUGAGUGCUUCACUUUGGAGAAACUGUUUCAUCAGCCUACAUAAAAGGUUUCCCCCUCCAGCUAGUGGCUCUCAGUAUGAACUCAAGGACAACCCCGGGGUACACCCAGCUACCUUCGCAGCCCACACAACGCCUGCUUAUUAUCCCUAUGGCCAGUUCCAAUACGGGGAUCCCGGACGGCCCAAGAACGCCACGCGCGAGAGCACAAGCACACUGAAAGCCUGGCUCAACGAACACCGCAAGAAUCCGUACCCCACCAAAGGAGAGAAGAUCAUGCUGGCCAUUAUUACCAAGAUGACCCUCACACAGGUCUCCACCUGGUUCGCCAACGCGCGCCGGCGCCUCAAGAAGGAAAACAAGGUGACUUGGGGGGCGCGCAGCAAGGACCAGGAAGACGGCGCCCUCUUUGGCAGCGACACCGAGGGCGACCCCGAGAAGGCCGAGGACGACGAGGAGAUCGACCUGGAGAGCAUUGACAUCGAUCAGAUUGACGAACGUGAUGGCGACCAGAGCAACGAAGACGAGGAGGACAAGGUGGAGGCUCCUAGGGCGCGCGUAGCCCCUCCCGCCCCAGCUCGGGACCAGAGCUCCCCGUUGUCGGCCGCCGAGACACUCAAGUCCCAAGAUUCGCCCUUGGGCCUGGCUAAGGAGGUCUCAGAGCCGGGCAGCACGCGCCUUCUGAGUCCCGGAGCCGCGGCGGUCGGCCUGCAGGGCGCGCCUCACAGCAAGCCCAAGAUCUGGUCACUGGCUGAGACAGCCACUAGCCCCGACGGUGCGCCUAAGGCGUCCCCACCGCCACCCUCCAGCCACGCCAGCGCACACGGGCCGCCCAGCGGCUCGCCCCUGCAACACCCGGCCUUUCUACCCAGCCACGGACUGUACACCUGCCACAUAGGCAAGUUUUCCAACUGGACCAACGGCGCGUUCCUAGCACAGGGCUCGCUGUUGAACAUGCGAUCUUUCCUGGGAGUCAGUGCACCGCAUGCAGCACCUCAUGGCCCACACGUGACCGCACCGCCACCUCCGCAGCUGCCUGUCCAGGUUGCCACAGGGGUGCUCCAUGGUGAGAAGGCCUCGGCGAGUAGCAGUCCUGCGCUUCCAGAGAGAGACCUAGUCACCAGGCCGGAUUCGCCCCCACAGCAGCUAAAGUCGCCCUUCCAGCCGGUGCGCGACAACUCGCUGGCCCCGCAGGAGGGAACGCCUCGGAUCCUCGCAGCCCUCUCGUCUGCCUGAUUAAGGGGGGUCGUCUUUUACUUUUGCGGGGAGAGGGGAGGGGGGAGGGGUUGGGGGGAGGAGACGAGGGAAGAAUUAAGACAAAUAUUUGAGACUUGUGUAAAGGACAAACGUGACCGCAGCGUCAGUGAUUCUCACACAUCGCUCUCUGCAGAAAGGGGCUCAUCCUGCCUAAGAGCUUGGGGAGGGGGGAGUAAGGCUCAGCCUGCCGCUCGGGUUGGUUAUCCGAUUCGGUAAAUGCCUCCCCCUCCGUGUUUGUGUCUUCUUUGUUUCUUUUCCCCCCUUUCUGUAUAUAGCGUGAUUUCAGAUUGUAAAUAGCGCGUCAGCGAACUUGUUUAAAUCAUAUAUUUUUGUCUAAUAAACUAAAUGAAACGA
Molecule: messenger RNA, 3750 nt
Organism: Rattus norvegicus (Norway rat)
Lineage: Eukaryota; Metazoa; Chordata; Mammalia; Rodentia; Muridae
Source: RefSeq, a predicted model, not a curated record